AACGAAACUGCGACGAAAUGUCGAAACCUCCGGAUCCGAAAUUUUUGUUGCGUGGUGACAUGAAUGAAAAUAUCCACAGUUUGUUAUUCUCAAUUAAUUCUAAUGUGGAGCAUCUCUAUGCUGGUGAUGGAAAAGGCACAGUACACAUUUGGGACUUAGAAACAAACAGAAUAAAAAGUCAAUUAUCAGAUGGAUGUAGUCCAUGUUUUAAUUUACAUACAACCAAUGAGUUUGACUUAAUAGUACAACGAAGACACGGAGUGAUUGAUAUUUAUAAAAUGAAUGAAUCAAACUGGAUACUAGAUAAAAGUAGCAAUUAUGGAUAUUGUAGUUUUUGCAGAUCUCAAUUGUUACCUAAAAAGGAUGCAGUAUUGAUUCCACUUGACAAUUCUGCAGUAGGGAUAUUAUCAUUGAAGACAUUCAAGGUGGAAUCAACAUUAGAUCCAUCCAAAUUGCCCUAUAGUAGUAAAUUAGGUACAGUAAUGGCGAUAAAAUCGCUAGAAGAUAUGAUUGAUUUGGUUCUAGUUGUUUAUGAAGGUGGCCAAUUAUUAUUAUGGGACACGAGAGAGAAUCAAGUUCUCAGUUCUCUUACUGUAGAGCAAUAUCCAAUGACUCUUGAUUUUGACGCUUCCUUGAUGCAAGGUAUUCUUGGUAGUGCGUCAGAGAAAUUAGAGAUUUUCCAAAUGUCAUCAAAUCACACGUUAUUGCACAAAUCUACAAAAGACUUGGCACAUGUUUCCGGCAUAUCCGUUCUUUCUAUACGACCAGAUAAGAAGAUUGUUGCAGCCGGCUGCUGGGAUGGGCGUAUUAUGCUAUUCUCGUGGAAGAAAUUGCGGCCACUUGCAAUAUUAAAAGAACAUAGAGCAAAUGUAUACGAUAUCGUUUAUUCGCAAUGUAAAGUCGAGGCUUAUGAUACCAAAUGUUUAAUGGCAGCAACUGGCAAAGAUGGCUAUAUUUCUAUGUGGGAUAUAUAUAAUUAGAAACCGGAAAUGUACAUACAUUUUUAUAAGAUAGAGAAUAUAAAAAUAUU
Messenger RNA from Pogonomyrmex barbatus (red harvester ant), 1030 nucleotides. Its product is annotated as guanine nucleotide-binding protein subunit beta-like protein 1. Gene Ontology annotation, molecular function: protein binding. NCBI's taxonomy places the organism in Eukaryota, Metazoa, Arthropoda, Insecta, Hymenoptera, Formicidae. The record is from RefSeq and is a predicted model, not a curated record.